This is a messenger RNA of Triticum dicoccoides, 1813 nucleotides long. Its product is annotated as BTB/POZ and MATH domain-containing protein 2-like. Gene Ontology annotation, biological process: protein ubiquitination. NCBI's taxonomy places the organism in Eukaryota, Viridiplantae, Streptophyta, Magnoliopsida, Poales, Poaceae. The transcript has 2 exons. Bases 440 to 1525 code for a protein of 361 amino acids. The record is from RefSeq and is a predicted model, not a curated record. Gene Ontology annotation, molecular function: protein binding.
CUCUAGUCGACGGUCCCCAACACUUCCAAGUGACGGCGGCGGCGGUUUCUUCCUCUCAGCCUCCACCACCUGCGGGCUCGCCGGCGGUUGGACCUGCUCAGCGAGCGGGACUGCGUCCUCUCCUGGCGACGUUGCCGUGCAUUGCCCGUCGAGUCUUUUUCUUCGGCGCGCCGCCCUCCUGCAGCUCCGUCGCCUUCUGUACCACGAUGGUAAGCUGUUAUGCGUCAACGAAAUGGUGGCGUGUUUGGGGUUGAGAUCUCAUUGUUAUCAGAUUCAAAUCUGGGCUGUGUUUCUUUCGUUCAAGGUCCGAUUUCGCCGGUUGAAACCUGUUGAUCUCUCAGCUUAAGGCUCAUAUUUGCUAGCCUUGUAAACUGAAUUUUGUCAGAGGAAGUUCUGUCUGCUUCGCAAGCCUGCGACACCCGUUGCAUUUUUUUUCACCAUGGCCAACAAAUCCACCUCUGAAGUUAGCCAUGGCCAGCUACCCAAGACAUCGUCCACAUGCUUGACGGAGGGUGUCACUGCGGUGCAUGAUUUUGAGGUGGCCAAUUACCGGUUGCUGGAUGGCAUCGGCGUCGGCAAGCACGUUCGCUCAAGCAACUUCAGCGUGGGUGGCUUCGAAUGGUUUAUGAAUUUCUUCCCGGAUGGGAGGAUGGCAGACUAUGCUGGCUAUGCAUCAGUCUUUCUGGACCGUGUCAUUCAACAGAAUGACACACAUAAUGUCAGGACUAAGUUCACCUUAAACAUGCUAGAGAAAGACGGUGAGGCACAAUUAACUAAAUGUGAUGAGAUAGGUCAUGUCUUUUCCUCAGCAAAGUCAUAUUGGGGCUACUGCAGAUUCGUUGCGAAAGAGAAACUGAAAUCAUCGUCGCAAGCCAACAAUGGCUUGUUGAUUAUACGAUGUGUUCUCACCGUGAUAAAAGAACCUCGCACCGAGGUUAAGAGGAACACUGUUGUGGUUCCGCAACCGAAUCUGCAAGACCAGCUCUGCCAAAUGUGGAAGGAUGGCCAGGGUGCAGAUGUGACAUUCAGUGUGGGUGGCCAAUUGUUCAAAGCUCACAGAUGCUUAUUGGCUGCACGGUCUCUGGUUUUCAAGGCGGAGCUCUUGGGUCCGAUGAAGGAGAAGGAAACACACUGCAUCAAAAUUGAUGACAUCGACCCUGAAAUCUUUGAGGCUCUUCUUCACUUCAUAUACACAGAUUCCCUGAUAGUCGAUGAGCACCACAAGGAAGGUGAAAUUGCAAAACUGCAGCAUCUGCUAGUUGCCUCGGAUCGAUAUGGUUUGGAUAGGUUAAAUGUGAUGUGUGAAAGUAAAUUGUCUGAGUGCAUUGACGCGGAGACUGUUGCAACAACAUUGGUUUUAGCAGAGCAACACCACUGCAAGGAUCUCAAAGAAGCCUGCAUUGAGUUUAUGGCUCCACGGAAUGUUCUACAAGCUGUCAUGGCAACCGAUGGUUUCAAACAUUUGGUAGCAAGCUGUCCUUUGGUCAUGAAGGAGUUACUGGACAUGGUGUCCCGGGGUGGCUAGUCUGGUACGUUCAGAGGUCAAAUUAUCAUAUGUGGAACUAGUUAUGCAGACUGCUAUUUUCAAUCCAUUGCUCGGUUUACCUAUGACUUAUUACGCCGUGAUAUUGUGAUGAGUCGUGUUUGCAUUUUUUAUGAUAUUUUUACCAUAUCAGUUUGAUUAGUACUCCAUGGCAUAACUCCUAUUUGAGGAAAAGGCUGUUAUCCAAGGGAGUGCUUGGAUCAUUCGUUGGCAGUAUAAACUGUAAGAUAAUAUACUGUUGCUCAUGCAGUUUAUUAUUAAGUUCAUUCA